This is a messenger RNA of Melampsora larici-populina 98AG31, 1815 nucleotides long. RefSeq lists its product as uncharacterized. The transcript has 4 exons. The coding region runs from base 1 to 1815 and encodes 604 amino acids. Lineage: Eukaryota; Fungi; Basidiomycota; Pucciniomycetes; Pucciniales; Melampsoraceae. The record is from RefSeq and is a predicted model, not a curated record.
AUGUCAACUGAAAACGAUAACACAACAACCAACACAGAAAAAUUUAACGCAAUGAUGCGGAGAUCGAGUGAUAGAUUAAGGGGAGGCUCAGUCCCCCCACUGGAUUCGGAACAAACAAUCAACCCCCCAAUCGAGACAGACCAAUCAAACCCCUCUAGUACAACAGGUAGCCAGAGAGGUAGGGGUCGAGGAAGAGGACGUCGGAACGCGAGAGGCUCCACCAGGCCCGGAAAUGGAACUGGUCCAGUGGGAGAAGGCACCCCGGCAGUGACUCUAACGGCCCCAGAGACGGGAGACAAUACGAAUACUUCCAGACCAUCUUCACUGUCAGCACCUAAUAACAAGGGAGGUCCGAAUGCUACAAACUCACUUACUCCUAACGGUGCACCCGCCCAAGGAACCACUGGAACCACGGUCAUCCACCCUUCGGGAAAUGGCCCAUCUGGCCUAGGAGGCCUAAUUUCAAAAGAUAAUGUUAGCAAUGCUACAAUUGUGAAGCCUCAGAUGAGUCAAACGUCUCCGAGACGUGAGAACACCACCGCUGUCGGUGUCAGUCCACCGAGGGGGUUUCAUUCGUGGUUAUUAGCCAACGGGCUGGCAGUCGUUUCUAACCCAGACACAACCACAACUGUCGCGCAGGGUGCCACCGCUACGUUAGGAUAUAUACCGAGGUCUGUUACCGCCAGGCAACAGACUCUGACAACGAGACCUAAUCAACCCACCGAGAAGCCUACCGAGACCGUUCCUCGAACCGUGAUUUGUCUAGACGGAACUGAUGGGAUUGACAAGGUGGCACCGGCAUCAACGACAGAAUCGGAUUCCUCUAAGACCGUAGCGACAACUAAACCUGAGGUCGGAGAAAAAGGAAUCGAAAACACGGGUUUAGUAGCUCUCUUGAAGCACUGGGCCGACAAAAUUAAACCAUUAGACGGAUACAUACCACUCUCUAUAAUGAAUGUUAACUGGCUGAAGCAAGACUUGAUCAAGAUUUCCAGUAGGCCGAAAGGCCCAGACGAUAAGAAAGACAAGUACUAUGGUCUAGGCGUACCAAUCGAAUGGAAAAUGAGCUUUGGUGAAUGGGUGACAGCGUUUGAUCUCUUUGUCGCCUACCUCUAUUACUACAAGCACGAUGACCUAGCGGACAAGUUCAAGAUUCAUAAGGAGAAUGUCUUUGCUAUCAAAUGGGAGAGACUGUGCUGGCCGAUGGCCUUUCGAUAUGACAUGGCAAUUCGCACAACUGUACUCACCAUUCGCAAUGCUGACGGGAAGCUUGCUAACCCCGCGGAGCGAAACGAAUCAAUAGAGAGAGACGCAAGAUUGGACUCGGAGCGAUUAGGCAACUUCCAUCCUAGAUUUGCAGACAUCAACCCGUACGCUGAUGGUCAAUGUAAGGCAUUCAUUAAUCCAAUCAGUGGUGAACCAUUACGAGCAAACCAAAACUCCUUUCAGUCUAAUCUCAACGAAAACUUCGGUGUCAACCAUGCGAGUAAACCGAAUGCGAGGUCGUGGGCCUUCGCCAAUCAGGUGUCUUAUGAUGGUCCGGGUAGCGUCAAUUAUCAUAAUGGAUCAGAUGAUAGAUACGGCAGCCGAGGCAACAGAGGCCGUGGUAGAGGAAAUGGUUGGCCUAGUAACGGGGGUGGGAAUCGUGAAGAUUAUCCUAGAGGACGCCGAGGUGGUGACGGUUAUGAGGACCGGAGAGCUGAAGCUAGUGGAUCCUGGAAGAGAGAUGAUCGUCGUGAAGAUAGGAGAAACGAUGAUUGUGAACCGAAUGGUCCUAGAUAUGGAGGCCGAGGAAAGGCAAAUACGGUGGUAUAG